GUCUUGGUGCAGUUCUUUACUUGUUUUCCUGCGGUUAAAAAGUACUGGUAUCUGAUUUUUGGAGUCCAUUACUUUCAUAAUGAAUUAUACAGGGUAUAGCAAGCCAGGAAAAACUUUCCUUUUUACAUCGGAAUCUGUGGGUGCAGGUCACGCUGAUAAAAUGUGUGACCAAAUAAGUGAUGCUGUUUUGGACGCCUAUCUUUUCCAAGACCCUGACUCCAGAGUUGCAUGUGAAUGUGUGGCUAAGACAGGCAUGAUUUUGCUUUGCGGAGAGGUGACUUCAAAGGCAGUAGUUGAUCUUCAGAAAGUGGUCAGAGACACUGUGAAGGGUAUUGGGUAUGAUGACUCAUCCAAAGGUUUUGACUACAAGACCUGCAAUGUGCUUGUGGCCUUGGAGCCACAGUGUACUGAGAUUAGUGACUGUGUGUUUGAAGGUCGUGAUGAGGAGGACAUUGGUGCUGGUGAUCAGGGUUUAAUGUUUGGUUAUGCAACAGACGAGACAGAGGAAUGCAUGCCAUUGACCAUUCUCUUGGCUCAUAAACUCAAUUCUAAGAUGAAAGAGCUGUCACUGAAUGGAGAGUGUUCCUGGAUAUUACCUGACUGUAAAUCACAGGUUACAGUGGAAUAUUGUGAUAAUAAGGGGGCUAUGGUGCCAAAUCGAGUUCACACAGUGGUCAUCUCAGUCCAGCAUAAACCCAACAUUACGUUAGCUGAAAUCCGACAGAAUCUGAUGGAAAAAGUGGUCAAAGCAGUUAUCCCAGCCAAGUACCUGGAUGACAGAACUAUAUAUCACCUGCUGCCAAGUGGAAAAUUCCUAAUGGGUGGUCCGCAAGGAGAUGCAGGUCUUACAGGCAGAAAGAUCAUCGUUGACACAUAUGGUGGCUGGGGUGGUCAUGGUGGUGGUGCUUUCUCUGGGAAGGAUUGCAGCAAAGUGGAUCGUUCUGGAGCUUAUGCUGCUCGCUGGGUUGCCAAAUCACUUGUAAAAGCCGGGCUAUGCAGAAGGGCACUGGUACAGAUCUCAUAUUCCAUUGGCAUAAGCCAUCCGUUGUCUAUCUCAGUUUUCCAUUAUGGGACAUCCACCAGAGAUGAAGAUGAGCUUCUGGAAAUUGUUCAGAAGAAUUUUGACUUAAGACCUGGGGUAAUCGUCAAAGAGCUUGGUCUGAAAAAACCCAUUUUUCAGAAAACUGCCAGCUUUGGACAUUUUGGAAGAGAGGAAUUUCCAUGGGAGAAGGCAAAGAAAUUGGCAUUUUAGUGUUUCAUUUAUAACCAAGAAAAAAUAUUUGCAGCAAUCUAAAAAUGGCUGUUUUCAAGUGAAGUAGUUUUCAGUUAGGAUGGGAACCCUUCUUUGUCUACAUUUCACAGGCAUUUAAUGAUUGUUUUUUACAGCUGUUAUCAAGGUAAUUUUGGAGGAAAAUGCGAAAUUGUUAAACCAUAUGACAAAUGGCACCACUUUUGUUUUAUUAUGCAUGUUUCUAUCGACAUUCUCUAUCUUUCCCUAUUGUUCAGAUUUAAUGGAAUUAUGUGCUAAUUAUACAAUAUGUAAUAAUAUGCUGAAAUUGCACAGAUUUUUUCAAAAAAAUCAUCUUAUAUAGUUAAAAAUGCUAUAGCCUAAAAUGAAUUCAAAAUAUAAUGAUGCUAAAAAGCAUGCAUAUUCAAAAACAACUAAAUUUUUGAGAAAACAAAUAUUUAUAUUAGAUUUUUCUUAAAACCAAUAAUAUAAAAUUGUUUGAAUAUUGAGUUACAAUUUUCUAUUUAAUUGCCUAAUUCAAAAAGACCACAAUGCCAUGUAACUUAACUCAGGUAUUAUUGUAUACUUUAGUAUACCACCCAAUUGGCUUCCAGUAGCUGCACACAUCGGAUUCAAAACACUGAUGCUUGCUUACAUCAGUGUAAAAAGCACUGCUCAACUAGUCCCACCAUCUUUCAGGGUAAGAGAUAGGUAUACAUCAAGACUCUUUUCUGUUCUGAAGCCGAGGUGGUGGAAUGAACUUCCCCACGAUGUCUGAACUGAAGCUGAGUCACUGGCAAUCAAAAGUCCUAUUUCUUUCUGAAACACUUAAAACUAGGGCUUAGUUUUCCUUGUUUGUUUUAUACAGUUAUGUGUAAAAAUUGAUAUAAUUUCUCCCAACAGAGUUUUAGGCUGAUGGUAUUCAGUCUGUAACCUAGUGAACCAGGAGUCAUGUUUUCAUUGAUAUAGUCUUCAAAGCACGUUUUUAUGCCAUAACUGUAGAUGUAGAAGUACCAGUGUUUUCAUGGAUUUUUCUGUUAAUUCCAUGCUUGACCACUGAGUGACAGUAAAGAUUGGAUUAUGUCACA
Messenger RNA from Tachysurus vachellii, 2316 nucleotides. RefSeq names its product methionine adenosyltransferase II, alpha-like (gene mat2al). The record is from RefSeq and is a predicted model, not a curated record. Gene Ontology annotation, cellular component: methionine adenosyltransferase complex; cytosol. The transcript is spliced from 9 exons. Gene Ontology annotation, biological process: S-adenosylmethionine biosynthetic process. Lineage: Eukaryota; Metazoa; Chordata; Actinopteri; Siluriformes; Bagridae. Gene Ontology annotation, molecular function: ATP binding; methionine adenosyltransferase activity. The coding region runs from base 80 to 1252 and encodes 390 amino acids.